AGUAUAGAUAAUGUAAAACUGACGCUAUUUUGUUUUGUUUCUUUUCACCGCCUUUCUUUCCCUCCCUCGAACGGCGACGGCCACCGCGGCAAUCUUGUUCCUCCCCCUAAAUCCUCCUCCUUAUUUCUGAGUUAUUGCGUCAUCAAAUAGAUAAAGAAGAGGACAUGUUUCGAUCGAUUUAGGGUUUCAGCGAUCUCUUUCAUUUCCAGAUUCUUUCUCAUUGAGAUUUCCCUGCUGUUCCUAGACACUGCAUCCUGACCUUGUUCCCAUCCAUAUUUGUUACUGAUACAAAAGAAAAAGUGAUUAUGGAUUUAGACGGCGGCAACAGGCGCGUCUUUAAUAGACUCGGAGGUCCGUCAGCUGCCCCACCACCCAACUCCACCAAAAACCAGAGAGUUUGUUAUCAUUGGAGGGCCGGUAAGUGCAGCCGUUCCCCUUGCCCUUUCUUGCACCGUGAACUACCUCAUUCUUCUGGCCUCACCUCCGCAGCCGCUAACGGAUCGGGUGUUCCCAAACGUUUCGCCGAUGAUUCUGGGUUUUCGAGCCCUGCCCCACGACGAGGCCCCAACUUCAAUAAUAAUCAUAAUAAUAGUUGGGGGAGAAUGGGAGAUAAUAAGGUGGUUAGGAAAACGGAGAAAGUAUGCGAUUAUUGGGUGCAAGGGAAUUGUAAUUACGGAGAUAGGUGCAAGUUUCUACAUUCCUGGUAUUUAGGGGAAGAUUUUACCUUGUUGAAUCACCUUGAUGAGCACCAGAAAGUUGUUACUGGAAUUGCGUUGCCAGCUGGAAUGGAUAAUCUCUAUACGGGAAGUAAAGACGAAUCUGUGAGGGCUUGGGAUACCAACACUGGUCAGUGUAUGGGUGUGCUUAAUCUUGGUGGUGAAGUAGGUUGCAUGAUCAGUGAAGGUCCUUGGCUAUUUGUUGGCUUACCUAAUGUUGUUAAGGCCUGGAACACCCAAACUAACCAAGAAAUCAGUCUUAAUGGACCUGUUGGGCAAGUUUAUUCCAUGGUUGUGGGUAAUGAUUUGCUCUUUGCUGGCACACAGGAGGGUACUAUUUUGGUAUGGAAAUUUAAUGCCGCCACUAACAACUUUGAACCGGCAGCAUCGCUUAAGGGUCACACCCUUGCAGUUGUAUCAUUAGUUGUUGGAGCUAAUAGACUAUACUCUGGUUCCAUGGACCAUUCUAUAAAGGCUUGGAGUCUAGAAACUUUGCAGUGUCUACAGACUCUGACAGAGCACACUGAUGUUGUUAUGUCCUUGCUUUGCUGGGAACAAUUUCUUUUAUCUUGCUCAUUGGACAAAACAAUAAAGGUGUGGGUAGCUACUGAGAAUGGAAACUUGGAAGUAACAUACACUCACAAUGAAGAACAUGGUUUGUUGAAUCUUCGAGGAAUGCAUGACUCAGAAUCCAAGCCUGUUUUGCUGUGUUCAUGCAAUGACAAUUCUGUCCGCCUCUUUGAUCUGCCCUCGUUCUCGGAGAAGGGUAAAAUUUUUGCCAAGCAGGAGAUCCGUGCAAUUGAGGUAGGCCCUGGUGGCCUAUUUUUCACUGGUGAUGGUACUGGUUUUAGAGUGUGGAAGUGGGCGGAACCGGUUCCCAAGCCUUGAUGGUGUUCCAGCAUUAAACAACAUAUGCAUCAAAUAUGUAUUUUUGGUGUUAUUAUUUUAUUACUUCUCAUCCUUUUGCUUUUGGGUGGGGUGUUCUUUUGUAGUUCACUGAGUUAAGAGAAAACGAGCACUAGGUUCCUGGUGUAAUGUUUAGCAGCACCAAGCCCUGCACAUUAGUGUGUGCCAUAAGUUCAUAUAAAGAACACUUGAUAACUCGUAAAUUUGUAGCAGUCAUUGAAUUGGAAUUUUAGAUGGUGCCUUGGCUGAAACAA
This is a messenger RNA of Hibiscus syriacus, 1876 nucleotides long. Its product is annotated as zinc finger CCCH domain-containing protein 48-like. The coding region runs from base 306 to 1604 and encodes 432 amino acids. Gene Ontology annotation, molecular function: metal ion binding; protein binding. The transcript has 9 exons. The record is from RefSeq and is a predicted model, not a curated record. Lineage: Eukaryota; Viridiplantae; Streptophyta; Magnoliopsida; Malvales; Malvaceae.